Molecule: messenger RNA, 1244 nt
Organism: Gadus morhua (Atlantic cod)
Lineage: Eukaryota; Metazoa; Chordata; Actinopteri; Gadiformes; Gadidae
Product: inositol monophosphatase 1
Exons: 8
Coding region: 144-1007 (287 amino acids)
Biological process (GO): phosphatidylinositol phosphate biosynthetic process; signal transduction; inositol metabolic process
Molecular function (GO): inositol monophosphate 1-phosphatase activity
Source: RefSeq, a predicted model, not a curated record
CUUUGAAAGCAAACUUCUUCAGUUCGGCCUGCUGUCCUUUUCUACAUACCUUAAUACCAACUUUUUAUCACAGUGGUUUAAUUAUUUUUUUUUUCCGUUUUUAUAUUUGUCUCAGCAUCUCCGACUGAACUUGAACUUCAAUCAUGGCUGAGUGGACAGAAUGCAUGAACUUCGGUAUCUCCGUCGCCAAACAAGCAAGCCAGGUGGUGCUGGAUGCCUUUAAGAAGGACAAAGAGGUGAUGUUGAAGAGCUCUCCAGCUGACCUGGUGACGGAGACCGACCAGCGGGUGGAGAAGAUCCUCAUCAGCGCCAUCAAGGAGAAAUACCCCACACACAAGUUCAUCGGGGAGGAGUCUGUUGCCGCCGGCGAUCGCGUGGAGCUCACCAAGGCCCCCACCUGGAUCAUUGACCCUAUCGACGGAACCGUCAACUUUGUCCACAGGUUCCCCUUUGUGGCUAUAUCCAUCGCCUUCGCCGUCAACCAGCAGACGGAGUUUGGCAUUGUGUACAGCCUUGUAGAAGACAAGAUGUACUGCGCCCAGAAGGGGAAGGGAGCCUUCCUCAAUGGUGUCCCCCUCCUCACCUCCGGACAAGAGGACGUCAACCAGUGUCUGGUGGUGACAGAGAUCGGGGCUGAGCGAGAUGACCUGGCUCUGUACACCAUGACCUCCAACAUCAUGAGGCUGCUCAAGCUCCCCGUCCACGGCGUGCGGGCGGUGGGCACGGCGGCGGUGGACAUGUGCCUGAUCGCCACCGGCGGGGCUGACGUCUACUACCACAUCGGCAUGCACUGCUGGGACAUCGCCGCGUCCGCCAUCAUAGUCCAGGAGGCCGGGGGCGUGGUCAUAGACACUGACGGUUCAGAGUUUGACAUGAUGUCAAGGAAGGUUAUUGCAGCCAGUUCCUUGGCGGUAGCCAAUCGGAUCGCAGAGGUGGUGCAGGCUUUCCCCUGUCGCCGUGACGACGUGGACCCUUCAAUGUGUAUAUGUGGAGCCAGCAGCUGUUAGACUGCAUUCUUCUAUAGUCUAGUCACUCUAGUACCUGCUGCUACAGCAGUGAAAACACUACAUUAAGAUAAAUGUGAAAGAUGUCUUAAAGUAGGAGACAUUCCAAAGCGAAGGUUUUAAGAGAAAGAAAGUGAACGUUUCGUUUUUUUUUUUUUAUAUAUGGAUUAUAUUUGGUUGGGUUGGUUGUGUUUUAAGGCUUUAUAUGAAAUAAAUUAAAACACUUCGAUUUCAAAACAA